AUGGAUUUUUUUGAAAAAAACGUUGGUGAAUGGACAUGCAAGAAUGUCUUAAAUCAUUACAAAGAAAAUGAUUCACAACUUACUCUCAAGCAAGCACUCGAUUCGAUCAAUAAGGAUCUCAAACGAAUUUCAAAAUAUGACUCUGAUGCAAAAUGUAGAGAAAAAGCAGAGUCUAUAAUCGUCAACUGGAAG
Entrophospora candida is the source of this 192-nucleotide messenger RNA. The record is from the annotation of a GenBank genome assembly. NCBI's taxonomy places the organism in Eukaryota, Fungi, Glomeromycota, Glomeromycetes, Entrophosporales, Entrophosporaceae.